GUGUUUAUUAGAAGAGAGGAACUGAGGAUGUGAAUCGUGUAUUCUGUGUGAGGGAACAUCGCAUAAAUCCCGAGAGACCGACUCUCAAUAGAGGAGAAGAAACAGGGGUACUUUAUUAGUAGCGUAUAAAAGCAGGAUCUGUUGGAUUCCUGGGGUUGCUCUGAGAGAACCCAACAUUAAAUAUAUCAAAUCUCUUCAAAGUUAUUGGUGUUUGUUUCCUUCUUUUCUCAUUUCCAUCUUCUUUUAUAUAAGAUCUGCAAAAUCGAAGGGGUAGGUCAGUUUGGUGAGACCGUGAGAACAAGGCAGUCUAAGAGGAAAGGGUAGAGAGGACUGAGGAGUCAAGCAUGGAUGUGGAUCAGAUGCAGAGACGGUUUGCUGAUUACACUGCAUCCUUGUUUCGUGAGGGAUUUCUUGAUGAUCAAUUCACUCAGCUUCAGCAACUGCAAGACGAAAGCAACCCCGAUUUCGUUGUCGAAGUUGUCUCUCUCUUCUUUGAAGAUUCUGAGAGGCUUCUCAACGAUUUGGGCAAAGCUCUUGAUCAGCAGAUUGUAGAUUUCAAGAAGGUGGAUGCCCAUGUUCACCAGCUGAAGGGUAGCAGCUCCAGCAUAGGUGCACAGAGGGUUAAAAAUGCUUGCAUUGCGUUUCGCAACUUUUGUGAGAUGCAGAACACUGAAGGGUGUCUCAGAUGUCUGCAACAGGUGAAACAGGAGUACUUCCUUGUGAAGAACAAGCUUGAAUCUCUAUUCAGGCUGGAGCAACAGAUCCUGGCUGCUGGUGGGUCAAAUCCAAUGAUGGAAUAAGUGGUAGUGCGAGGUUAAUAGUUGUCCACUUAAGCAGAGAACAAGAGAGUGAAGAAAAAAAAGGAAUGAGUGUGAGAGUGGUGAUGUAAAGAAGCUUUUUUGAGCUUUUGUUUUAUUAUUGACAAUGUAAGCUACUUCACUUGUGAAAAGUUCUCUUUAACUAUUGAGCUUUUGGGCUUUUGUCUGAUGAGGGACUGUGGGAGAAAGAGGAGAGCAUCUCUUGUGUGAUCAGAUGAGCCAAUCUCUCUCUCCAGUUUUCAGCUUAAGAGCUUAACAAUAUUUAUUCUUUACCAUUCAA
This is a messenger RNA of Telopea speciosissima, 1098 nucleotides long. Its product is annotated as histidine-containing phosphotransfer protein 1-like. Lineage: Eukaryota; Viridiplantae; Streptophyta; Magnoliopsida; Proteales; Proteaceae. The transcript has 6 exons. Bases 345 to 800 code for a protein of 151 amino acids. Gene Ontology annotation, molecular function: histidine phosphotransfer kinase activity; protein histidine kinase binding. Gene Ontology annotation, cellular component: cytoplasm; nucleus. The record is from RefSeq and is a predicted model, not a curated record. Gene Ontology annotation, biological process: phosphorylation; cytokinin-activated signaling pathway; phosphorelay signal transduction system.